Molecule: messenger RNA, 1403 nt
Organism: Lycium ferocissimum
Lineage: Eukaryota; Viridiplantae; Streptophyta; Magnoliopsida; Solanales; Solanaceae
Exons: 3
Coding region: 234-1142 (302 amino acids)
Molecular function (GO): metal ion binding
Source: RefSeq, a predicted model, not a curated record
CGCCAAUAGAGGCUGCUAAUCUUGAUGAUUUCAUGAAUUUUAGCUUGUACACUUUCUCUAUCCUAAGCCAUCUCUCCAUCAUUCAUGUUCAUACUAUAAAACUACACCUUUUUCUUUUCCCUUCUCAGUUUCCCCAUGCCCAUAGACUAGUUAUCACCAAGAGAACUAAUUCAAUUAUCUCUGAAUUCUGAUCCAUCAUCACUUUCAAGUACCAAGAUUCUUAGUUCUCAACUAUGGGUGGUGACAAGACUGAAAAAGCCACCACAAUGGUGCUAAAGGUUGAUCUUCAAUGCUCAAGCUGCUACAAGAAGGUCAAAAAAGUUCUCUGCAAAUUCCCUCAAAUUCGAGACCAAGUGUAUGAUGAGAAGGCCAAUACUGUUACCAUCACUGUAUUGUGCUGCAGUCCUGAAAAAAUUCGUGACAAAUUGUGUUGCAAAGGUGGGGGAGUAAUCAAGAGCAUUGAGAUCAAAGAGCCCGUGAAGCCCAAGGAACCCGAAAAGCCCAAAGAGCCCGAAAAACCGAAAGUGCCCGAGAAGCCUAAAGAGCCCGAGAAACCAAAAGUGGUCGAGAAGCCUAAAGAGCCCGAGAAGCCCAAAGUGGUAGAGAAGACUAAAGAGCCCGAAAAACCCAAACAACCUGAGAAACCCAAAGAGCCCGAGAAGCCCAAACAACCCGCGAAGCCUAAGGAACCUGAGAAGCCAAAAGAACCAGAGAAACCAAAAGAGCCUGCAAAACCCAAGGAACCAGAAAAGCCCAAAGAACCUGAAAAGCCCAAAGAAGCACCAGUAGCUCCACCGCCACAACCACAACCGCAACCACAACCACAAAAUCCACAUGCUCAAGAGCCGGUGAUCGUGAUGCCAGUUCAAGGAUACCCACAAAUAUCCGCUUCAGGGUAUGGAUACCCACAACAACCCGCUCCGGGUUAUGGUUGCGGGCAAUGUUACGAAAGCUAUACCGGGGGCCCAUGUCAUCAUUGGUAUGGACAACCAGUACAACCACCUCCACCGGCCCCAUGCUACAAUACGUAUUCAUACGGAUAUGGGCCCGGGCCUGGGACAUAUGGGCUCCCAAGAGGCUGUUAUUUGAACAAAUGUGAUUACUUAAGUGAAGAAAAUGCAUCUGGAUGCUCAAUUAUGUGAUGUGACGAGAGGUGAUCCGUCAUAUUGGGUUUGGGCCCAUAUUACCUUUUAAUAGGGCCUCCUCUCCAAAAGUCCACAACAAGUUUGGAUCUAUCCGGCUAUCUUUUUGUGUGUCAUUAUUAUUACUAUUAUAGAUAGACAAACAAUGCAUAAAAGAAAAGUUGAUAAGAGAGAAUAAUUUGGUGACCAGGUUACUGGUUAAGUUGUCUUGUUACAUAAUUCCAUAAAAAGUUUAUUAAUAAAAAAGCAAUUUGUUGAUCA